AUGCAGAACUUGUGGCCACCGCAGUCACACAUCUCCCAGGUCCUUCGCCUAGCGAUUGCCAAGUUCUCCCAUACCACCACCGCCAUUGACCACAUUGGACCCCUUACAUGGAAUCAUGUCAGUGGCAAUGAGGACCUAGUUUGCAUCUUUGAGAAGAUCCACAAUGGUGAUUCUGUGCCGAUAAGAUUAAUCCAGCGAGUGAUUCGAGGCAAUGUCAUUCUGGAGGAAGUCAAUCUCACGAAUCUUGUUCAAAUGGCUGCAUUGAGAGCUAAAUCAGACAUGAAUGGCUCAUUGCCCAAGUUUCCUUUUGCCGCUGUUGUCAAGCUACCUUGUCUUGCGAUCAAGUAUCCUGACGGCGGAAACCAUAUUCGUCGGUUCCAGAUCAAGUUCACGACGGAAGGCGACUACAACACAGCUCUAGCCAUCUUGGGCGAAAUCGGAUGCUUACUGACCGAAGGCAAUACACCUGUUCCGCGACCAACCCCCUCGGUAUCAUCGUGGACAUCUGGUCACCUUUCACAUGCACCAACUAUCAUGAACCCAUCAACUUCAAUUCGCAGCAUUGGUGCACCUUUUCAUCAUAUCGGUACAUAUGGAUCUGAAAGAACCACACCUCUCCGGGCAUCAUCCCCUGCGAGCACGGUGUCCUACGCUCCCUGUAGAUUCGGUCCUCGUCAACCCACGUUCAAUCGUCCAACUCAGAACAUUGAACCACCAGUCAUGGCUCCCUUCCAAUCUACUCAUAUUCCCCAUGCACAAUACCAAGAACCGGAACCAUCCAGCUCUCAGUUGUCUAUAGUCUCAGCAAUUCACAACCUGGACCAGCUAAACCAGAUGCUGCCUCCAAAGCGAGAUCUACCAUUCCAAAAGCCACCGACAAAGAAACCACGCUCUGCCAGCGUGACUCGAGCCACAGAGAACAAACCUCAGCCUGCAGACUUAGCCAAGUCACAAGAGCAAUUUCGCCAUUCACUCCAUGCAGUUAUGCAAUCUGAGCCAUCAGCUCUAGAUACCGGCUUGCCAGAAUCCCAGAUUCAACCUCCCUCCCAGCAAGCCCCAUACUCAGAAGCGAGCCAGACAUCACUCGCCGAUGAGGAUUUCGUAUCCCAAGAUAUUCCUAGCACCAGGGCAAUCAAACACUCGGCUCAGAAACGCAGUAUCCAGAUUGCAUCACAGGCAGAUACAAACAACGUAGUCAACGACACUGAUGGUACGCAGGACCAGCCCUUUCCUAUACUUCCACAUCCAAGCCCACAUGUAUCAGCACCGGCGCACACAGUCCCCGUGAUGACAGAAGACCAUCUGGCACAAUACCUAGCUGCGCCCACACCAGAGCGCGUUGCCUUUCUCGAAAACUGGAUGUGUGGACUGAUCGAAGACGACAGGUUCAUGACUCUUUGUCAGGAUGUGGAGGGGACGUGGAGGCGGUUUGCGUUUGGGAAGAAGCCAUGA
Molecule: messenger RNA, 1452 nt
Organism: Penicillium antarcticum
Lineage: Eukaryota; Fungi; Ascomycota; Eurotiomycetes; Eurotiales; Aspergillaceae
Exons: 4
Coding region: 1-1452 (483 amino acids)
Biological process (GO): reciprocal meiotic recombination
Source: RefSeq, a predicted model, not a curated record